This is a messenger RNA of Mauremys mutica (yellowpond turtle), 1356 nucleotides long. RefSeq names its product tryptophan hydroxylase 1 (gene TPH1). Gene Ontology annotation, cellular component: neuron projection. Gene Ontology annotation, biological process: aromatic amino acid metabolic process; serotonin biosynthetic process. Gene Ontology annotation, molecular function: iron ion binding; tryptophan 5-monooxygenase activity. The coding region runs from base 22 to 1356 and encodes 444 amino acids. NCBI's taxonomy places the organism in Eukaryota, Metazoa, Chordata, Testudines, Geoemydidae. The record is from RefSeq and is a predicted model, not a curated record. The transcript has 10 exons.
UUAAAUAAGUCAAAUUAUACAAUGAUUGAAGACAAUAAAGAGAACAAAGACAAUUCAGCAGAAAGAGGUAGAGCAGCUGUCGUUUUUUCCUUAAAGAAUGAAGUUGGAGGACUUGUAAAAGCGCUAAAACUCUUUCAGGAGAAACAUGUAAAUCUCAUGCACAUCGAGUCCCGAAAGUCAAGGCGAAGAAAUUCAGAGUUUGAGAUCUUUGUGGACUGCGAUAGUAACAUGGAACAACUGAAUGAGAUCUUCCAUCUACUGAAAUCCCACGUCAAUAUUGUAUCCGUGAACCCCACAGAUAAUGUCACUGUGCAGGAGGAUGACAUGGAGAAUACACCCUGGUUUCCUAAGAAGAUCUCAGAUUUGGAUAAAUGUGCGAAUCGUGUUCUGAUGUAUGGGUCUGAAUUGGAUGCCGACCAUCCAGGUUUCAAAGACAAUGUCUAUCGUAAGAGGCGAAAGUAUUUUGCAGACCUAGCUAUGAACUACAAACACGGUGACCCAAUCCCCAAGAUUGAAUUCACUGAGGAGGAGAUCAAGACUUGGGGCACUGUAUUCAGAGAGCUCAACAAGCUCUACCCAACUCAUGCCUGCAGAGAGUACCUUAAAAACUUACCCUUACUCACCAAAUACUGUGGGUACCGAGAAGACAAUAUCCCCCAGCUGGAAGAUGUAUCGUGUUUCCUGAAAGAGCACACAGGUUUCACCAUCCGUCCAGUUGCUGGAUAUUUGUCACCCAGAGAUUUCUUGGCAGGCUUAGCGUUCAGAGUUUUUCACUGCACUCAGUAUGUUAGGCACAGCUCGGACCCUCUCUACACCCCAGAGCCCGAUACCUGUCAUGAGCUCCUGGGUCAUGUCCCACUCUUGGCUGAACCGAGUUUUGCUCAGUUCUCCCAGGAAAUUGGCCUGGCAUCGCUUGGGGCAUCAGAUGAGGCUGUUGAAAAACUGGCAACCUGCUACUUCUUCACUGUGGAGUUUGGUUUAUGUAAGCAAGAGGGACAGCUACGAGUCUAUGGGGCUGGUUUACUUUCUUCCAUCAGUGAGCUCAAGCAUGCUCUCUCUGGCAAUGCCAAAGUCAAGUCCUUUGAUCCUAAGGUGACCUGCAAGCAAGAAUGCAUCAUCACAACUUUCCAGGAAGUCUACUUUGUUUCUGAAAGUUUUGAAGAAGCAAAGGAAAAGAUGAGAGAGUUUGCAAAAACAAUCAAGCGCCCGUUUGGAGUAAAGUACAACCCAUAUACGCAAAGCGUACAGAUCCUGAAAGACACCAAGAGCAUCGCCAGUGUGGUGAAUGAGCUGCGUCAUGAACUGGACAUUGUCAGCGAUGCCCUCACCAAGAUGGGCAAGCAGUUGGGCAUCUAA